GACAAAGAAUCAUGGCUUGCGGACCAUUCCGAGCUAUUAUUGCACUCAUGGUAGUGAUUGCGAUGAGUGAAGCAAAGCUCAACAUCAGCUUUUCCGCACUUCCUACAACUUGGACACAGGUUGGAAUCGUUCCGGCUGCAGCAGGCUCGAGGGUAGUUAAUGGUGACAACGCAGAGCGAGGAAGUGCCCCUUACAUCGUUAGCUUACAGGCGGUCGUAGCGAACAAGAGCUACCACAUAUGCGGUGGUUCUAUCAUCUCACGCACCAAGAUACUGACCGCUGCCCAUUGCCUCGUGUAUUGGGGUCGCUUCCCGCAUCAGGUCGGCGUGGGUUUCCGUAACCUGGAGGUUGGAGCAAACGCUACAGGCGCGGCCGUUAUACAAGUGAAGUCUGUUGAAAUUCACGAUGAGUACCACCACGACCUCUCAAAAGGCAUUCCUAAUGACAUCGCAAUUCUUGAACUGGCGUCACCUGUGCCCCACUCCAAGUGGGUUCAGGUUAUAGAUAUGGCCAAAUCGGAUGAUGGAGAUUUCGAAGAUGAGGAAUGCAUUCUGCAUGGGUGGGGACGUCUGUCCGCCGGCGGGGUGAGUCCCACCAUCCUUCAGAACGCGACCUUCACCGGAGUGAGUUACAACGAAUGUCGUGCCCUGUUCGCAGCGGUUAGCAUUCAGGUCAGGUGGUCAAACUUCUGCGCCUUCAACUACCCUAAGUCUGAAUGCACCGGAGACUCUGGGGGCCCUCUGGUCUGUCGAGGCAAGCUCGUAGGCGUCGUUUCUUGGGGAUUGUCCAACUGUUCCGGCUGUUUCCCCGGCGUCUACGCCCGAGUUGCCGCUUUCGAGUGGUGGAUUCGUCGUUUUGUAAAUUAAAAGCGUAAUAAGAUCCGAAGGAAUGAUGAAUAAUACCAUCAACCAGCUGCUUUUCAGAAGUAUUCGAUCUAAGCCCAUUUUUUAGUAAUCUUUUUAUUGCGUUCAAAAAAUUGUUGACGUAUUUGUGUGCUUAAAAAAACAAACAAACAUAAAAAACGAGGCAUUGGUUGCUUUGUUCUCGAGAAAUAGGUUGUUGAAAUACAAACUUUGAAUAAAAACAACAACCCAACAAUAUCUGUGCUUAGAGCUGUGGAACAGCUUACCAAAGGUACACAUUAUGUAUUGUUAAACAGGUUUGUCUGUCUGCUUUUUCCGCCUUUCUUUGUUUAAAGUUACAGCUCCUGUAGAAUUUAGUUUUUGGCAUUUGUUUUUAAUAACGUGUAACGUAUAUUAUUAUACUAAAUGACAAAAUUUGGCUGGCGAAACACAAGCAAAAAAUCUCCCGUUUGUUUGAUAUAGAUCUAUAUCUGGCUGUUUUUACUUUUAAACCCAAUUCGGUGAGCGAUUCCUUUUGUUCUCUUUAGUAUGUUGUUUUCAUCUGUUCUCCCCUCAUCGUUUUUCCUUAUGCGCUCAGCGCGUUGGGCAUCUAAAAGACUGUCAGGAAAGGCGAAUCCUGUGAGCACAUUAUGGUUUGCAAAGGAAACCCUAACGCUUUUGUGGGCUAAGCUGUUGAGGGUUAAACAACAAUUUCCUAAAUGUUUACACGUGUGCAAUUUCUAUCAGUGGUAGAACCUUUGUCCAGUUUUGUUUUGACUGAAUAAAAACUUUCGGCAGAGAAAAUG
Aplysia californica (California sea hare) is the source of this 1648-nucleotide messenger RNA. RefSeq names its product trypsin alpha-3. Bases 12 to 866 code for a protein of 284 amino acids. NCBI's taxonomy places the organism in Eukaryota, Metazoa, Mollusca, Gastropoda, Aplysiida, Aplysiidae. The transcript has 3 exons. The record is from RefSeq and is a predicted model, not a curated record. Gene Ontology annotation, molecular function: serine-type endopeptidase activity. Gene Ontology annotation, biological process: proteolysis.